CUUCCGCCUUGCACGUGUGUUUACUAGAAUGUGGACCACUGAGCCAGAGAAAUAGUUGCAAUAAUAUUUUAAACAUACUUACUGUUUGUUAUCUGGUUAAAACAUGGGGAAGCUGAAUGUCGUUGUGUUGAGAUAUUUAUCUCGAGAUGACUUCCGGGUCCUCACAGCGGUUGAGAUGGGGAUGAAGAACCAUGAGAUUGUCCCAGUGAGUCUGCUGUCCUCCAUCGCAAGCCUCAGACACGGCGGCUGCAACAAGAUCCUCAGAGAGCUUGUCAAACACAAACUUGUAGCCUAUGAACGUACCAAGACCGUGCAGGGCUACAGGUUGAACUACGGAGGAUAUGACUACUUGGCUCUGAAGACCUUGUGCUCCAGAGAAGUCGUCAUUUCAGUUGGCAACCAGAUGGGUGUGGGUAAAGAGUCAGAUAUAUAUAUUGUGGCGAGUCCAAGCGGCGAGCAGUACGCUCUGAAGCUUCACAGGUUAGGUCGUACAUCCUUCAGGAACUUGAAGAACAAGAGAGAUUACCACAAACACAGGAAGAACGUGUCCUGGCUCUACCUCUCCCGCCUUUCUGCCAUGAAGGAGUUUGCCUACAUGAAGGCAUUGUAUGAUCGGGGCUUUCCUGUUCCCAAACCUGUGGACUACAACAGACAUGCUGUAGUGAUGGAGCUCAUCAAUGGAUAUCCACUGUGUCAGGUGCAUGAGCUGCAGGAUCCACCAGCCCUGUACAAUGAGUUCAUGGAGCUUAUAGUCAAACUGGCCAAUCACGGCCUGAUUCAUGGAGACUUCAACGAGUUCAACCUCAUGCUGGACGACCAGGACCACAUAACUCUGAUAGACUUCCCUCAAAUGGUGUCCACCUCACAUCCUAAUGCUGAAUGGUAUUUUGACAGGGAUGUCAAAUGUAUCAGAGAUUUUUUUGCCAAACGAUACAAUUAUGAGAGUGAGCUCUUCCCAACCUUCAAAGACAUCAGGCGGUCUCACUCUCUCGAUGUUGAAGUCUCAGCCAGCGGCUUUACCAAAGAUAUGGAGAGGGAUGGUGCAUUGCUACACCCAGCUGGACCAGAGGGAGAAAAUGAUGACAAUGAAGAGGAGGAUGAUGACGAAGAGACAACAGACGAGGAGGUGGAAGAAGAAGAGAGUGUGGACAUGGAGGAAUAUAAGCAUGCAAUGCUGGAACUGGAAGGUCUGAAAGUCAGCGACUCGUAUGCAGACAUACAAGAAGAGGAGAACGAGAGUGAAAAAGUGGAAGAACAAAAAGAGACUGAGACAGCGCCUGCUCCUAACAGUGAUGAAGAGCCAAAGAGCGAUUUAGAGGAAGAGCUGAAUGAGGCAGAGGAUGAGUGUCCAGAGCUGGCAGACCUCUCUACCUCCAACAAAGACUUCAAACCCUUCAGAGACUCGGACAGUCUUCUACAUGUGGCAGAACACAGGAGGACGAGGACAGACAGUGAGGGUACAAUGGGCAGCAUAGGCAGCUGCUCUACAAUACCACCAGAGAUAGUCCGUCAGAAGGUGCGGAGGCAGCUCACCAAACAGCAGAAGGCAGCACAGAGGAGACGUCUGCAGAAGGGAGAAGCCAAUUUGGUGACCAAAUCUAGGAGAGAGAACCAAAGUAACAUCAAGUCUAGUUUGGAGGGCGCCUCCUUCUGGGGAUAAAUGGGACUGCAGAGACGGACAGACAGGAUUCAUGACAGCAUGCUUGUUGUUUGGUUAACGUGCGUGCUUCAUGGUUCCUCUGCUCCUAAAUCUGAAGAACUGAAAACACAUUAUAGCUGAUGGAAAAACUCAACAAGAGAGUUUCUGCAACAACUGAACUGCUCCGUUCUUGGAGAGAAAAAUGAAAAUAAACUUUGUAUUCAGCAAAUGACACUGUCAAGAAGACAGUGUUUGUUUUUCUAUUUGACCUGUAGUAACCUAUCAUGUUCAACGCACAGUCUAAUGUAAAUAUCAACUAUUCAUAAUGAAGCAAUAUGAUUGACUAUUAAACCAUUUAAACAUC
Epinephelus fuscoguttatus (brown-marbled grouper) is the source of this 2003-nucleotide messenger RNA. It is a transcript of the gene riok2, whose product is annotated as RIO kinase 2 (yeast). The transcript has 10 exons. Lineage: Eukaryota; Metazoa; Chordata; Actinopteri; Perciformes; Serranidae. Gene Ontology annotation, molecular function: protein serine/threonine kinase activity; ATP binding. The record is from RefSeq and is a predicted model, not a curated record. Bases 104 to 1660 code for a protein of 518 amino acids. Gene Ontology annotation, biological process: maturation of SSU-rRNA; protein phosphorylation. Gene Ontology annotation, cellular component: cytosol; preribosome, small subunit precursor; nucleus.